UAUUUAUGUUAAAAAUAAAACAUAUUAAAAAUUUUAUUAUUUUAUUUUGUUUUAUAUACCUGUAUAAUAUAAGUGACUCAUUAAAAAAAAAGUGUUAAACAACAAUGAAAUGCUUAAUAUUGAUAUUACUAUCGGUUUCCUAUCUCUGGUGUCACAGUAGUUGUGCGGACAAAAUCUUUGACAAACACUUGUCUUUUCCGGACAUCAAUGGACUUAUUGCCGCAUUUGGCGACUUUGACUUUGACCGCAUUACGGAUAUCUUUUUAAUUACAGAUAAAGGAUUAUCAUUAGAGUUGGCUAAAGGAAACAUUGACGAUGAAGAAUAUCUGAAGAAGUGGCCAAAAAUUAAAUGUUCAUUUGAUCCCAAAUUUGGCGAACAAAUAGUAGGUGUCAUACCAUCGGACUUCACUGGAAACUCUUAUAUGGAUGUCUUGAUUGUUACCCAAAAUAUUCAUUCAUCACAAGUAUUAGCUGAUAGUAAUGACAAGAUUUUCAAUAUAUGGCUAUUUAUAAGUAAUCAAACAUAUCUUCAAUGCAAUACUUUGCAGCCAAUUGUUAAAGAUGUCAAAAGUUUUCCCACAGUUUUAGACUUUGAUGGAGAUAUGAUAACAGAUUUUAUUGUUGAGACAAAGGAUUGUCAGAAAAUGAUAGUUUUCGGAAAAACACUGAAAUCCGAGUGUUUUGAGUACUUGAAGACAUCACAACACAUGCAAUAUCCAGACAGCAAUGCAUUCAUCGACUUAAGCAAACCAAAUGACUUUGCGGCCGAUAUAUUGAUUAGAGGUGUAAAUCAAUUGGAGUAUUGGUUUAGUAAUCAGGGAUAUGACUCAAAAAAUGUUAAUAAUAUAAGUUAUCCAAAUCGUAAUAUUUAUAAAUUUAUUGGUCAAUCAACGUUUGCAGACAUCAACUUUGAUGGUGUUAUUGAUCACUUAAUACCUGUUUGUAAAAGUGAUAUCAAGACCUGUACUGAUCCACAGAUAUUAGUGUUAAAUUUGGGUGAAUCUGGAUAUGAAUGGAUAGAAAUUUUACACACAAAACAAGAUAUUAACCUAACUUUUACUCUCAUAAAAUUGUUUGACUAUUUAGACCUAAAUGUUAUGUUACGAGUCGGUGAUAUCGAUUUAGAUGGCUAUCCGGAUGCCGUUACCGUUAUGCGGGAAAUUGGGUCAGAAACUACUCGAGCCGUUUGGCUGGAGAACUGUCGAACUGAUGACAACAAAUUUGGUCGAGAAUUCAGAUUCAGAUGGAUCAGUGACGACAGCUUAUCUAACGGUGUGAUCGGUAAACAUAAUGUAGAUUUAGUGUCACUCUUUGACUUCAACGAAGACGGAGAACUCGAAAUCAUUAUCAAUAGUCACAUAUCGGAUGAAAUGACAUUCAUUUUGGAUGCCUAUAAAAAUAGCGAAAAAUUAUCGUCAAAUUUUAUCAAAGUCUUAGUCACAACUGGUGUUAGCAAUGAUGACUCUCCACAAAUGCAUAUAAGGACACCACUAAUCGGUCCCUUUCUGUGCUACACUCCAGCUGAAGGAGAUAGUGUCAGUUGUGGGGGACAGUUGUCUCAGAGCUCACAUUUCAGUCUUCAAUUGCCAUUUGUAUUGUUUGGUUUGGGCGAUACCCCCAACUUUGUCCAAAGCCUAACGGUUUCGAUACCGAGUGGUUCACAAACAGUUCGUAAGAGGACUUGGGAAGAGUUAAUACCCGACUCCAGUAUUAUUAUUAUAGCGGCCGAUAAUCCUGACAAUUGGAUACAAAAACUAUAUUUAGAUCCCAAAUACUAUGCAUUUCAAACAUUGAUAACUUUAACAUCAAUUUGUUGUCUUUUAGUAUUAAUUAUAGCUGUUUUACACCGAAGAGAUCUCAGAAGAGAUAUUCUCGAACACAAAGAGUAUAGAAAACAUUGGCUGAAAGCCUGAAAUUGAUUUCAAAUUCAAUUUUGUUAUAUAUUAAGACAAAUAUCUCUUUUUAAAAACUCCA
Molecule: messenger RNA, 1974 nt
Organism: Oppia nitens
Lineage: Eukaryota; Metazoa; Arthropoda; Arachnida; Sarcoptiformes; Oppiidae
Product: T-cell immunomodulatory protein-like
Exons: 2
Coding region: 105-1913 (602 amino acids)
Cellular component (GO): plasma membrane
Source: RefSeq, a predicted model, not a curated record